Hippocampus zosterae (dwarf seahorse) is the source of this 5612-nucleotide messenger RNA. RefSeq names its product aminopeptidase N-like. Gene Ontology annotation, molecular function: metalloaminopeptidase activity; DNA-binding transcription factor activity; zinc ion binding. NCBI's taxonomy places the organism in Eukaryota, Metazoa, Chordata, Actinopteri, Syngnathiformes, Syngnathidae. Gene Ontology annotation, cellular component: cytoplasm. Gene Ontology annotation, biological process: proteolysis; peptide catabolic process; positive regulation of DNA-templated transcription. The coding region runs from base 231 to 3119 and encodes 962 amino acids. The transcript has 21 exons. The record is from RefSeq and is a predicted model, not a curated record.
CCCCAAACUCAGAUAUGGGGAGUCACCCCUCGAGGAAAACCUGCGGUAGCUCUAGUUGACUCCACCCUUGCAGACUGUUUCCCAUCAACCGGCUCUCAUUCCAGAUCCUGCAGGCAAGCAGUGGACAUACUCGUACAGCCGCUGGUAUCAUGAACCAGCCCUGAACUGCGGAGCGAAGUGACCAAAGUAAAAAAAAAGUCUCAGACUUUCACUGACGCUCCUUCCCGGUCAUGGGGAAGGUCUACUACAUCAGUAAGAACGUGGGACUUGGACUACUCGUGUUAGCUCUGAGCGCUCUGGUAACCAUUGUAGCUCUGUCUAUCGCCUAUGACAAGGAGAGGUCCAAGAAUCGAAGAAGACCCGAAGAACAAGCGGCGGCCAACAAUGACACCCCCGAUCCGACUCCAGUCGCGUCAAAGGAUCCGUGGGACCAGUACAGACUUCCUUCCGCCCUGGUCCCCACCACCUACAAUGUGACGCUAUGGCCUCGCUUGAAGCCCGACGCAAACGGCCAUUACAUCUUCAGCGGACACUCAGAUGUGGUCUUCACCUGCCUCCAGGCCACAGACCUGGUCCUCAUCCAUGCCAACAAGCUCAAUUUCACCACAUUCAACGGGCACCACGCCUUGCUGAGCGACCUGUCGGGAACCCGGAUGCCGACCAUCCGCAAGUCUUGGCUGGUGGCAGAGACAGAGUACCUGGCCCUGGAGCUCAGCGGCAGCCUCACAGAGGGGGUGUCCUACAUCUUACACACUGAGUUCCAGGGAGAAUUGUCGGACACACUGGAAGGAUUCUACAGGAGCGAGUACUUAGAGGAUGGCGUGAAGAAAGUGGUCGCCACCUCUCAGAUGCAACCCACGUUUGCCCGGAAAGCCUUCCCAUGCUUCGAUGAACCCGCCAUGAAAGCCGUCUUUAAUGUCACCGUCAUCCACGACCGGGACAAAAUAGCUCUGUCCAACGCCCGGGAAUUAGAUGUCAGAGAUGUGGUCAUGGAUGGGGUGGCGGUCCGAGUUACAAAGUUUGAGCCCACGGCGAAGAUGUCCACCUAUCUGUUGGCCUUUAUCGUCAGCAACUUCAGCUAUAUUGAGUCUACUCAACAAAAUGGCGUAAAGGUGCGGGUGUGGGCUCGAAGAAAGGCCAUUGAGGCCGGACAUGGCGACUACGCUCUAAAUAUCACUGGAAAAAUUCUUCAGUUCUAUGAGCACUACUACAACAUACCCUACCCGCUCCCCAAAACAGAUCAGGUGGCUUUGCCUGACUUCCAAGCCGGUGCCAUGGAGAACUGGGGCCUGGUCACCUACAGGGAGACGACUCUACUCCACGACCCGAACAAAUCCUCAGCGGGAAACAAACGAGUGGCCAGUGUCAUCGCACACGAGUUGGCGCAUAUGUGGUUCGGCAACCUGGUGACCAUGCGCUGGUGGAAUGAUCUGUGGCUCAAUGAGGGCUUUGCGUCCUAUGUGGAGUACCUGGGAGCGGACUAUGCCGAGCCGCAAUGGAACAUUAAAGACCAGAUCGUUCUGGAUGACGUCCACCGGGUGUUCAAUCUGGACGCCCUGGCUUCCUCUCACCCGCUUUCCCGCCGCGAAGAUGAGGUGAAAACACCUGCUCAGAUCAGCGGGAUAUUCAACACCAUCUCCUACAGCAAGGGGGCGGCGGUCCUCAGAAUGCUGUCCAAAUUUCUGGGUGAAAGGGUGUUUGCCAAGGGACUCAGUUCUUACCUCAAAGCGUUCAGCUUCGACUGCACCGUGUACACAGACUUGUGGGACCACCUCCAAAAGGCAGCGGAGGACACUCCGGGUUUAGAUAUCCCACACACGAUCCACGACAUCAUGAAUCGCUGGACUCUACAGAUGGGCUUUCCGGUGGUAACCAUCAACACCAAGACCGGACUCGUCACCCAACAGCACUUCCUGGUGGAUCCCGAGUCGGUGGUAGACAGGCCCUCGCAGUUCAAUUAUACGUGGUUUGUGCCCAUUAAAUGGAUGAAGACUGGCGUUGAACAGCGACAGUACUGGCUUCUCCAUAAGACAGACAGCCAUCCUCAAAUGAGAGUCUCAGGAGUCAACUGGGUACUGGCCAACACCAAUGUGUCAGGAUACUACAGGGUCAACUACGACACGGACAACUGGAAUCGCCUAAUCUCAGUGCUGGAAGCAGACCACCUGACCAUUCCCAUAAUAAACCGAGCGCAGAUCAUUGAUGACGCCUUCAGCCUGACACGAGCCAAAAUGGUGGACGUCACACUGGCCUUUAGGACCACCAAGUACUUGUCCAAGGAGACGCAAUACAUCCCGUGGAAGGCAGCAUUGGGAAACCUCUACUUUUACUACCUCAUGUUCGAACGCACCGAAGUCUACGGACCCUUACAGGCGUACACCAGGAAGCUCAUCCAACCUCUUUUUGAGUACUUCACGAAGAUGACGCACAAUUGGACGACAGUACCCGAGGCACUCACCGACCAGUACAAUCAGAUGAACGCCAUAGGAAUGUCUUGCGCAGUGGAUAUGCCGGCCUGCAGGGACCUCAUCAAAAGUUGGUUCAAAAGCUGGAUGGAGCAUCCGGAAGACAACCCGAUCCAUCCCAACUUGAGAAACGUCGUGUACUGUAAUGCCGUGAAACUGGGCGGCGCGGACGAAUGGGACUAUGUCUGGAUGAUGUUCAAGAACGCCACGCUGGCCUCCGAGGCCUCCAGGCUCAGGUCGGCCUUGGCCUGCACUAAAGUUCCCUGGCUGCUAAACAGGUAUUUGGAUUACACUCUGGACCCGACUAAGAUCCGCAAGCAGGACGCCUUGUCCACCAUCACGAGUGUGGCCCACAAUGUGGUGGGCAUGCCGCUGGCCUGGAACUUUGUCAGAGCACAAUGGAAACAGCUUUAUCAAGAAUAUGGAAAAGGAUCGUUUUCCUUCCCCGGGCUCAUCAAUGGAAUCACCACACGCUUCUCCACAGAGUUUGAGCUGCAAGAGUUGCAGAGAUUCAAAGAGGAUAACCAGGAGGUGGGCUUCGGUUCAGCCACCCAGGCACUGGAGCAGGCCAUGGAGAGGACGUCUGCCCAGAUCAAAUGGGUAACGGAGAACAAAGGCCGAGUUCUGGACUGGCUCUCUCGGGAGUCUGUGUGAAAGCUGGGAUGGCAGGAAUAACUCUUCUGCCUUUUUUACGCUAUAAUCAUCAGGAUGCCUAAUCUCUGCACCAUGUUGUUGGAGUACAGUUGCACACUUUUUGUUUUGUGUGUACUUAAAAUGGCCACUUUCUAGGAAGUUACAACAACUCAUGCAGCAAAAAUGAUAUUCAUAAUGAUGCCUUUGGUGCACAAAUGUUCCAAAAAGCCUCUUAAUGCACAUUCCAAAAAUGUGUUUCCUCCUCCUUGGCCAUGUAUUUGGAAAGUAUUAAAGCAGGAAUAUUACCAAGUAACCUCAAUAAUGUUGCAUUAAAAUAUAUAUAUAUAUAUUAUUGGAAUAACAACAAACAAUGACAAUAUAAUGAUACCGCAGUAUAUACACUAUAAUAUCGAACAGGUUGUGGUCAAAGGCAGUAUAACUCAAAACAGCUCAAGUGUAGAUUUUUUUUUUUACCCUAGUAACACAUUUUUAACAUUUCAUAAGUAACGUGCCUGAAAAAGUAAACAAAAUAUACAAAGACUCCAAACGAAUAAGACCAUCAUUUUCGAAGUCUGAAAUUUCCCAGUUUUCAUUAACGCACCAUUGUUUUUCAUGGACUCCAUUAGUGUAUGGUUCACAGCAGUCAGCUUUUUUGAUGGAAUCUUAGUUUGUGGUAGCAAACGUGUACAUAUGUAUAUGUGUUACAAUAAAUGACUGCAAACUAAAAACACCUUAAAUUCUACCAGUGUUAAACUCACUGUAACCAAAGGUAUGUGGAAGCUGAUAAGCAGUGAAUGAUUACACAUGUGAAGGGUUUAUCUAAGGUCAUCUAGCUGCUAGCUACCAAAGUGUGUUUGUUUAUUAAGAGUUUGGAUGUUGUGAUUUUUUUUGUUCGGGAACAACAUGUAAUGAGAUGAUGUUUGACGAAGAUAAACUGUCAAUGUCUGGAUGUUGUACAUCAGAUUUUACAUUUAAAAUUGUUUGUUUAUUUGGUCAAACCAAACCACCAAAACAUUUACAAACCAAAGACCAAAAGGUGUGUAGACUGAAGCCGAAGCUUAUAGUGUCUACCCUUUUCACAAAAUAUCAAAUUAUCACCAUAUAUACGGUAUUCAUGUUGAUCAGUGGCUAGCAGAGGUGUUGUCCUCAGCUGUCGCUUCCCCGCCAACCGCCCUCAGCAGGGGUCUUUCCUUAAGGACUUUAGCGCCGCCAUGUUCCCUGUUUAGCACCUCCGUGUGCUCUGUUUGUCUUAGGAAGUCUGCAGCGAGGCGACAUCUAAUUAAAGGCCUCCACAACCGCACAGAACAGCAAGAAACUUGGCUAAAUUCGAUGAAAUAAAAUAAAACAUUGAAUUACAAAUAUCAAAUUUAAAACAAUUAUUUUCAAAAUAUUAUUUUCUUCAAAAAAUAUUUGUAAAAAUGCAAUAUUUAAAAGUAAGACAGAAAAUACAAAGGUUUUGUUUGAAAUUCAUUGUGCAAAUUAAAAAAAAAGUUUUAUUACUAAAAUAAAAUAGAACAGUUUAUAGUUCAUAAUAUUUGAUAAAUGAAAAAAUAUAUAUUUAAAAUAGAUGUCAGGUUUCUACUAAAUGCAACACUUUUUAGAACAAACAUAUCUUCAAUUUUAGCAGGAACCUCCUCAUAAAAUUAAACAGUAGUAAUCAGGGAAAUCUCUGGCAUUCAACUAAACACAUUAAAUACAUUUGUGCGAAGUCCUACCAAAUUUGGAGUGCGAAAAUGAAAUUAAAACGUUUUAAGUUUGGCAUAUUAUUUCCAUAAUACUUUCUAAUACUGUAUGUAAAAAAAAUACAAGUUUGAAAGCAAGCCCUAAAGUAUUUCAAUUUUGUAACUAGCCCGCCAUUAUUUUUUCGGAUAAAAUUAAACUAAAUUCGAACAAGAACUAACACAUUAAAAUGAAGAAAAACAUGAUGAACGCAUUUAGGUUUCAGGCUUAUUACACUCAUCAUAUUGAACAAAAAAAAUGAUAAAAAAAGAAACACUACAUCAGACACUUCUGCAAUGAUAAAUUAGGUUUAUUCCCAAUGUAAAAAAGUCAAUAAAUAUGCAUAAAUAUGUACGAAAACAUUUAGUUAUUCAAAAAAACCCCCAUCAACUACAACAAAAAAAGUAAAGUUCAUUGUUGCAAUGAAGGUAGUUCCUCUGUUUCCCAGCACUGUCCUGGGAAGUCGUGAAGCUGUUGCUGUGGCAACCAGUACUGCUGAGCGUGGACGGACACCUUGCUUGGAAACUGAGAAGAUGAAAAAACAAGUUCGUUAAAUUAAUGAAAAAAUAAACUAUUGUUGAACUUGUGCAAUUGUCAUGUUCAUAUUCAUUUAAACAGUGAAGAAAAUUGACUGUUUAAAUGGAAGCCCAAAAAUAUGGCAGUUGCUUUUUAAUUUAGACAUUGUUUUUGUUCAUAAAUCUACUGAAUUCCUAAUGGGGGGGGCGGGGGUGUUUAAAAAAAGUGUUUGAGAUUCAGCCGUAUUAUUUUCAAGGUAUUUAACAAAAAAAUAAAGAA